Messenger RNA from Mya arenaria, 2871 nucleotides. Its product is annotated as WD repeat-containing protein 93-like. Gene Ontology annotation, biological process: electron transport chain. Gene Ontology annotation, molecular function: protein binding. The record is from RefSeq and is a predicted model, not a curated record. Bases 190 to 2577 code for a protein of 795 amino acids. NCBI's taxonomy places the organism in Eukaryota, Metazoa, Mollusca, Bivalvia, Myida, Myidae. The transcript has 21 exons.
GUUUAUACUUCCGGUGUCAUGGCGGACUUGGAAACAAUUUUGUAGACACAAAACGCAUAAAAAAAGUUAUGUCCUGAUAUCUUAUAAGUUCUUUGAAACUUUACAUUUUUAAAGAAGAAAUAUAUAUACAAUUUAUUUUGUAGAGCACAAAUUUCUUCCUUAUAGUGUGAGUUAGUGUGAACAUUAAAAAUGCCUGUUUACAUCCGAAAAAAUGUCAGUUACACACCGCCAUCACUGGAUAAGAUUCAGCAUGAGGCGGAAGAUGACUACAAUCUUGAUCCUGAAUUGCAAAAAGACAGUCUCCCACAACCUUAUCGAAUGAUUGACAAAACUCUUAUUGGUUUGUUUGAUGACACUUGGGAGGUUAUUGCAAAACGUGAAGAAGAAAGGGUAGCCGAGGCUAAUAAAGUCAGACCACCAGCGUAUAAACCAUCAGUUCAGUUGAACACAGCUGUACCCAAUUCUCAGCACCCAGAAAAACAAAAAUUAAGUUAUGCAACAUGCAUCUGUAAUAGUGGAGAUGGACAGUUUAUCUUUGUUGGGCUGCCCUGUGGUCUAGUUGUGGUGGACUCUCAGACUCAUGGCAUUGUGUGCAACUGGGAAGAAGAUGGGGCAGAAAUGGCUUCCCUCAAAUCUUACACGCUUGGCCCUGAUACCCACAUGAUUACGUCCAUUGAUGAUAUGGGGGUGGCAAGGCUAUUUGCUUUUACCUACAACAAACUUUUCUUGAUCAAGGUCCUAAAUCCAUCCCCGGAAUCUGAAAACAAGCUGUUGGUAAACAAACUAGAAGCAUCUACCUGUGGAGAUUACAUGGGAGUUGUCAUGGAGAAUGCUGGGACACAUGACAUGUGGCUGGAGGUGCACAAGUUGCCACGGGAUACCUGGGUCAGUGACCUUGACACUAUUGUCACAGCGAUCAAAAAGAAGGAGGAGAAGGAAAAGAGGGAUGAGGCAAUGUCAGAGGAGACGGAGUCAGUAGCGCCAUCAGACGUUGCACCAAGCAAGGCUGAGACAGAGGAUGGUGGACCAAGCGCAGUGUCGGUGACCAACUCUGUGCCUCCCAUUGACACUGGCGACCAGUCACAGGCUCGAAAAUCACCAGUACCAAAAUCAUCUAUUCCAAAAGCACCUCCUGGCCCCUUGUCAAGGCCAGAGAGCGGGGCCUCCAUGCACAACUCUGAGAGGUCCGGAGCAAGUGGUGACCCCUCUGUACUCAAUCUUGAGUCUCGGGAGAGUGACCCCCUUUCUGGAGAGUACAAAUUCGGAGCACCCCAGCUGAUCAUGAAGGUCAAACCACCUCAGCCAAUCACAGGAGUGGGUGUAAGUAGCCUACAGGCAGCUUGUGGGAAGGUGGAGGCUGGGGAGGUGGUUGCAACAGGCAACAACGUUCUUUUCACAGCAACCCACUUGGAGCAGCGGCGCUCCGUGUUUGAACAUCUUCAUGACAACCUAGCUAAGUACUCAACGGAGGAGGAGACACAGAUACACCAGUGCCCCCACUUCCACUUCCUGUGCGCAGGGAAGAUGACACCACAGGGCCUGGAGCAGGCAAACCUCGAAGGUCGUCCAACAGUGGUGGCUGUGUGGUGGCCAGGAACCUCCAACCUCCUACAGUAUUCACUCAUCAAGACCGCCAAAGAUGUAGAGUUCAAGGCUGACCUAGUGUGGCCGGUCACGUCAAAGAUCACUUGUUCUCAGGUCUCCAUGGAUACCAGCCUCAUUGCCAUUGGCAUGGAGAAUGGCAAUGUGCUAAUCUGGGACAGAUAUAUGGGUAUAAGUAGGGGUGUGGUUAAUGUGCGAGAUGAUUCCCCUGUGGUGCAGCUGUUAUUCCUUGACCCCGCCCUGUAUCCCCAGAACCCUGGGGACUGGCCGCCCUACCCACAGCCCCCCUCAACGUACGUGCUGGCACGUUGCGCCAACAGCGCCCUCUACACCAUCACAACAAGCCCCCACCAAACUCUCCAGCUCAACACAGUCUCACUCUCAGUGGAGAAGGAUGAUGAUGGCAUCACCUUGCUGCAGCCCUUUGACAAGCACCCAGACCUCAUGUUGGUAGUGACACGUGACGGGUCUGUCCAGGUGCGGGACUGUCUUCAGGGUAAUGUGGUCUGCCAGGUGAACCUCCCAGGCUCGCACGAGCUCACCGCACCAUGGGAACCCAUCAUUACUCUUGGGGGACAGGGACAGUCUCUCUUUGUCAAAGGCUCAGAGAGGCUCAAGGCUGGAGAGGAAAGUGAGGAUCCCCUGGGUGGGGCCACGGAGAGCGAGGAGGGACUGGUAUUUGUGUACCAGCUGCGGUCCUUCCCAUCCCUAGACAAAUACUGGCAGACGUCCCGACCCCAUCAGCCCCUUACUGUACAUGUCACCAUAGACCAGCGCGCUCAGGCCAUUCUCUCUGACAGGUUGUCCCAGCAGUUGAUGCGGAAGGCACGCAUGCAGGAGCGGUGGGCGCAAAUGAAGGAUGAGAUUGCCAACAUUCACCAGCUUAAGGAGGUGGCUAGGAUGAACGCUGAAAAAACCCAGAUCGUGAAGUUUGAAAGGAUUCCUUAUCCGCACUAUCAGCUGCCCCUGCCCUAGACCCCCGGGAGAGACGCCCUGAUUCCCGAGUCCUCCCAACUGCCGGUGCGUCCUCUAGCGAACCACUCCGUGGCCUGAACUGCCGUUCUUUCUGAGCUCGACUGAACUUAUGUGAAUAAAUAUCGUAUGAUAUCAGAAAGACAUGAUUCCGUCCAGUGUGUAUCUAUAUUUAAAAUAAGAGUAUUACAAUUCCAGCCUUGUUAUUGUGUUUUUGCAUGCAUUAAGCAUUCAUGUCUAAGGUGUGUUCUUGUAAUUGUCUGUGAUAUAUUGAAUUUAAAUAAAAUGUAAAUUCAA